UCUGAGAACAAGGUUCUGGGCAAUUAAGUUUCUGGUACUUUCUAAUCCCAUAACUUCAGUGUCCUGAAAUCUGAGAAUUCCACCAAGAUAAUAUGAUAAGAACUUUCAGUGAUUUGGGGCCAUAUCCUACUUAGACUUAUGUGGAACUUCCAGAUUUCCUGAGAGCUUUGUACAGCAGCACACACUACUUGCUACUCAGCACAGGUGAUAAUGCCAUCUCUGCCUCAAGGAGUUAUUCAGGGACCCUCGCCACUGGAUCUGAAUACAGAAUUACCUUAUCAAAGCACAAUGAAAAGGAAAGGCAGAAAGAAGAAAAAGAAGGGAACCAUUACAGCCAAUGUUGCUGGGACAAAGUUUGAAAUUGUCCGUUUAGUAAUAGACGAAUUGGGAUUUAUGAAAACUCCAGAUGAGGAUGAGACGAGUAACCUCAUAUGGUACGAUUCUGCUGUGCAACAGGAGAAAAUUGCAGAACUGCAGAAUUACCAGAGGAUCAACCAUUUUCCGGGAAUGGGGGAGAUCUGUAGGAAGGAUUUCUUAGCAAGAAAUAUGACCAAAAUGAUCAAGUCUCGGCCUCUGGAUUAUACCUUUAUUCCUCGAACAUGGAUCUUCCCUGCUGAAUAUACUCAGUUUCAGAAUUAUGUGAAAGAACUGAAGAAAAAAAGGAAGCAAAAAACUUUUAUAGUAAAACCAGCUAAUGGUGCAAUGGGUCAUGGGAUUUCUUUGAUAAGAAAUGGUGACAAACUUCCAUCUCAGGAUCACUUGAUUGUUCAAGAAUAUAUUGAGAAGCCUUUCCUCAUGGAAGGUUAUAAGUUUGAUUUACGAAUUUAUAUUCUGGUAACAUCAUGUGAUCCAUUAAAAAUAUUUCUCUACCAUGAUGGACUUGUGCGAAUGGGAACAGAGAAGUACAUUCCACCUAAUGAGUCCAAUUUGACACAGUUAUACAUGCAUCUGACGAACUACUCUGUCAACAAGCAUAAUGAGCAUUUUGAACGGGAUGAAACUGAAAACAAAGGCAGCAAACGUUCCAUCAAAUGGUUUACAGAAUUCCUCCAAGCCAACCAGCAUGAUGUUGCUAAGUUUUGGAGUGACAUUUCAGAACUGGUGGUAAAGACUCUGAUCGUGGCGGAACCUCAUGUCUUGCACGCGUAUCGAAUGUGCAGGCCGGGGCAGCCUCCAGGCAGUGAAAGUGUCUGCUUCGAAGUCCUGGGAUUUGACAUUUUGCUGGACAGAAAACUAAAGCCAUGGCUUCUGGAGAUUAAUCGAGCCCCAAGCUUUGGAACUGAUCAGAAAAUAGACUAUGACGUCAAAAGGGGAGUGCUGCUCAAUGCGCUGAAGCUGCUGAACAUCAGGACCAGUGAUAAAAGGAGAAACUUGGCCAAACAAAAAGCUGAGGCUCAAAGAAGGCUCUAUGGUCAAAAUUCAGUCAAAAGGCCCUUACCAGGCUCCUCAGACUGGGAGCAGCAGAGGCACCAGCUGGAGAAGCGGAAAGAAGAGUUGAAAGUGAGACUUGCUCAAGUGCGAAAGCAGAUCUCGCGAGAAGAGCAUGAAAAUCGACAUAUGGGGAAUUACAGACGAAUUUAUCCUCCUGAAGAUAAAACACUGCUUGAAAAGUACGAGAACUUGUUGGCUGUUGCCUUUCAGACCUUCCUUUCAGGAAGAGCAGCUUCCUUCCAGCGGGAGCUGAAUAAUCCUUUGAAAAAGAUGAAGGAGGAAGAUAUUUUGGAUCUUCUAGAACAAUGUGAAAUUGAUGACGAAAAGCUGACAGGAAAAACUACCAAAAUCCGAGGACCAAAGCCUCUGUGUUCCAUGCCGGAGAGCACCGAGGUCAUGAGAAGACAGAAGUACGACAGCAGUGACAGCAGCUACGACAGCGGCAGCUCCUCCUCAGAGUCUGACAGGAACGAAAAGGAGUACGACAGUAGGAAGAGAGACAAGGAGGUCGCCUACGCUCUGAAGCAGUCCAACCACUACAAGUUCAUCCAGCAGCCCAUAGGCUCCAUACGGCGCUCAGUCAGCUGCCCUCGGUCCAUCUCUGCUCAGUCACCUUCUGGCAGGGACAUCCGCCCUUUCUCUGCUCAACAAAUGAUGUCUAUACCCCGGCCAACUUCAGCAUCUCGGUCACAUUCUUUAAACCGUGCUUCCUCCUACAUGAGGUGUGUGCCUCCGAGUCAUGGAAUCAGCGCCACCAGCUUACAGGAGACUGAGGCUUUGCGGAAGCUGAAAACAAAAGAACAAGAAGAUGAUCUAACAAGUCAGACCUUGUUUGUUCUCAAGGACAUGAAGAUCCGGUUUCCAGGGAAGUCAGACGCAGAGUCAGAACUUCUGAUAGAAGAUAUCAUUGAUAAUUGGAAGCAUCAUAAAACAAAAGUGGCUUCCUAUUGGCUCAUAAAAUUGGACUCCACAAAACAACGCAAAGUCCUGGACAUAGUAAAAACAAGCGUCCGUACAGUCCUUCCACGCAUCUGGAAGGUACCUGAUGUUGAGGAAUUAAGUUUAUAUCGGAUUUUCAACCGGGUUUUUAAUCGCUUACUCUGGAAUCAUGGUCAAGGACUGUGGAAUUGUUUCUGUGAUUCAGGAUGCUCGUGGGAGAGUACAUUCAGUAAAAACCCAGAGAUGAUGACUUCUUUGCAGCUCCAAUGUUGCCAGCGCCUGGUGGAGCUUUGUAAACAGUGCCUGCUAGUGGUUUACAAAUAUGCAACUGACACCAGAGGAUCAAUUACAGGCAUUGGUCCCGACUGGGGUAAUUCCAGGUAUUUGCUACCAGGGAGUACCCCAUUCUUCAUGAGAACACCAUCCUACAACUUGAAAUACAAUUCACCUGGAAUGACUCGCUCCAAUCUUUUGUUUACAUCCCGAUAUGGCCAUUUGUGAAACAGGAAGAUCGCCAUGAGUUAUGCAUAAUAGCAAAUGAUUUCCCCCCCCCAAGUUGAACAUGCAGAGAAAGUGACCAUUAAGUGCUGUUUAUGUAUAUAAGACAUAUAUGUAUGUGUGAUAAUAUGUACACACAUGCGCUCAAAUAACGUAUAUAUUUAUUAAUAUUA
Otolemur garnettii (small-eared galago) is the source of this 3041-nucleotide messenger RNA. RefSeq names its product tubulin tyrosine ligase like 7 (gene TTLL7). Gene Ontology annotation, cellular component: cilium. Bases 211 to 2871 code for a protein of 886 amino acids. The record is from RefSeq and is a predicted model, not a curated record. Gene Ontology annotation, biological process: microtubule cytoskeleton organization; protein polyglutamylation. Gene Ontology annotation, molecular function: tubulin binding; tubulin-glutamic acid ligase activity. Lineage: Eukaryota; Metazoa; Chordata; Mammalia; Primates; Galagidae. The transcript has 21 exons.